This is a messenger RNA of Electrophorus electricus (electric eel), 2428 nucleotides long. RefSeq names its product hydroxysteroid (11-beta) dehydrogenase 2 (gene hsd11b2). Gene Ontology annotation, molecular function: 11-beta-hydroxysteroid dehydrogenase (NAD+) activity. Gene Ontology annotation, cellular component: intracellular membrane-bounded organelle. Gene Ontology annotation, biological process: glucocorticoid metabolic process. The record is from RefSeq and is a predicted model, not a curated record. Lineage: Eukaryota; Metazoa; Chordata; Actinopteri; Gymnotiformes; Gymnotidae.
AGUGAACGUGCAUGCUUGUGUGUGUGCGUGGGUGUGUGUGUGUAUAAACCCACAGGCACCUGAGUCUGUAGGUGAAAGCAACUGCAAGACCAAGCACAUGGUUGCUGUGUUCUGAGAAAUCUAUUAGAGAGAGAGAGAGAGAGAGAGAGAGAGAGAGAGAGAGAGAGAGAGAGAGGGAGAGAGAGGAGCAAGACAGAGCUACAGCUUCCACGAGGGGAGUGGGAGAGUCACAGGCAGAAAGAGACAGAGAAAAGAAAAAGAGAAAAAGUUGUUCCAAGCUUCACGGCCUGCGCGAUGGACGACUGUGCCCUCUCCUUCUGGAUUUACACAGGAGUGAUGUCGGUGUUUGUUGGCAGCACAUUGAAGAAGUUCCUGACGUCCCACGUGAGUUCCAUGCCCUCACUGGUGGCAUGGCUGGGGGCAACGCUGUUGGUGGAGAGGCUGUGCACCCUGUGCAUGCCAGCUGUGCUGGCACUAGCUGUGCUCUGUGCCAUCUGCUGGCUCUAUUCUUCAUGGGAUGGCCCGCCAUACACUCUGCCUGUGGAAGAGAAGGCAGUCUUCAUCACAGGGUGUGACACAGGCUUUGGGCAUGCCACAGCAAAGCAGCUGGAUGCCAUGGGCUUCGAGGUGUUCGCCACGGUGCUCGACCUGGAAGGGGAGGGGGCCAAGCAGCUGAGGGGCACGUGCUCCCAGCGCCUGACCCUGCUCCAGGUGGACAUCACACAGACGCAGCAGGUUCAGCAGGCCCUGCUCUGCACCAAGGCCAAGCUUGGCAUGAAAGGACUGUGGGCCCUGGUGAACAAUGCAGGGGUGUGCGUGAACUUUGGCGAUGCUGAGCUCUCCCUCAUGUCCAACUACAGAGGCUGCAUGGAGGUGAACUUUUUUGGAACGCUCUCAGUCACCAAGACCUUCCUCCCCCUGCUGAGACAGAGCAAAGGCCGAAUAAUAACCAUCUCAAGUCCCUCAGGUGAGCAGCCCUUCCCGUGUCUGGCCUCCUACGGGGCAUCAAAAGCAGCUCUGAACCUACUCAUCAACACGCUCCGUCAUGAGCUGGAGCCCUGGGGUGUCAAGGUGUCCACCAUCUUGCCUUCUGCCUUCAAGACAGGUCAGAGCAGCAACACAGAGUAUUGGGAGAAGCAGCACCAGCUCCUGCUCCAGAGCCUGUCCCCAGGCCUGCUGGAGGAGUAUGGGGAGGAGUAUGUGCUGGAGACCAAGGAGCUGUUCCAGAACUAUGCCCAAGCAGCCAACGAGGACCUAAGCCCCGUGGUGAAGACCAUCGUGGAGGCGCUGCUCUCGCCGCGGCCCCGUGUGCGCUACUACGCUGGGCCGGGGGUGGGCCUCUUGUACUUCAUCCACAGCUACCUGCCCCUCACCCUCAGUGACAGGUUCCUGCAGAGACUCUUUCUGAAGAAGAAGGUGAUACCGCGUGCACUCAGGAAGGAGAACGGCCUGGGUCUCCUCAACCACAGCAGCAACAACAACAACAACAACAACAACAACACCCCCCAACGAGAGUAGCACCAAUGUAGCUCACUGCAUGGGUUUGCUAUAGGACCACGGAUGUAACCCAAUCUUAGUGACCUGUUGGCAAAAUAUUUGUUCCUUCUGUUGUGCCAUAUAAUGUAUAUAUUGAGGGGUUUUUGUUUGUGUGUUUUUUUAAGGGAUCAUUGAAUUACAAUGAAUGGUCUAUAUAUCAUUUGCCUUUGGUGGAAAUAACAAAAAUGAUUUGACAGUCCUGUUUUCGAACAAUUAAUUUUCUCUACGCUUUUGUUACAGUACUGCUCACAAAAACAGAAUCAGCCCUGCAUGUGGAUUACACAACUUCCCAAUAACUCACCAAACAUGCCUCUGCAGGUCGCUGAAGCGUAAGCUAGGUGACGGCCCCCACCCCCUCUGGAAGCUCAUGGUAUCUUCCAAGCCAGGUGGUACGCUUUCUUUGCCACACUCGGCUUCCCCAAAGUGGCGCAUUCCUUACUUGCUUCCAGUAAGUGUGGAAACCAUUCUAAUGUGCCCUAGAGGCUGACAGAGGUAGGCCUACUAGGCAUAGGAUGGCCUAUCAGGAUAUCAGUAUCCACUCUUCCUUACAGCACACUUUAGUUUCAUAAAAAACUCCUGACCUACAACACAUGUAGACCUGCACACCUAAUGAUAGUGAGGUGUCCCAAACUGUAAUUAAAUCAACUGGUAUAUUUUUGUUUUGUUAUUUUUUAGUUUAUUGUUAAAUUGUAGUUCUGUUUUAUUACAUUUCUUAUUAUGUUUUGGUUUCCAACAAGCAUUAUUAUUAUUAUAAAUUGGAGUAUUUAUUCCUUUUUCUUUCUGAAUCACUUCAACUGUGAAUUUUGCAUAAAAUCACUAAAACAAAGAAAAAAAUAGAUAAAUUGUCCAAUUGUUCAUUCUUGGAUCACAUUAAAGUUGACUUUUUAAAUAA